AGGGAGAACAGAAAGCCAGUCUGUGCGGGCAGACAGACCCGAGAGGAAGAAGCAGAGAAGGGACUCCUGCACGCCGCGAGCGGAGUCGCGCGCAUCUCCCUUCGCACCUCCAGCCACAGCCGGCGCAUCCUCUCUUCCCGGGCUCCAGCGGGUUAAGCGCGGGGGACUUCCCGCAGUUAGGGGAAAGAAAUCAAGAGACUUCGUAGGGCUUCUCCUACAAGCGAGGGGGGCAGAUCCCACGGCCGCCCGUCCGCGAGUCUCAGACAAACAGGCUUUAAGUUUUCCGCGCCGUCGCCGUGCCAUGGAAAGGAUCACCAGCGCCCAGCCGCCCCCCGCCUGCCUGGGCAAAGUGCCGGGACUGGAGCCCAGCGAGAUGGCAGGGAUGGAUUUUUCCCACAUUUACCAAGUGUACAAACCGAGGAGGGGAUUAAAGAGGAGUGAGGAUAACAAGGAGACCUAUAAAUUGCCGCACCGACUGAUAGAGAAGAAAAGACGUGAUCGGAUUAAUGAGUGCAUCGCCCAGCUGAAAGAUCUCUUACCCGAACAUCUCAAACUUACUACCUUGGGUCACUUGGAGAAGGCCGUGGUGCUGGAGCUUACCUUGAAGCAUGUGAAAGCACUCACCAACCUGAUUGACCAACAACAACAGAAGAUUAUGGCUCUUCAGAGUGGCUUACAAGCAGGUGAGCUAUCCUCAAGAAACCUCGAUGCCAGCCAGGAGAUGUUCUGCUCUGGUUUCCAAACGUGUGCCAGGGAGGUACUGCAGUACCUGGCAAAGCAUGAAAGUAGUCGGGAUCUGAAAUCUUCCCAACUGGUCAGUCACCUCCACCGCAUGGUCUCUGAGGUCCUGCAGGGUGGAGCUGUCUACAAGCCUAGUGAUCCCACCCCCAAAAUGAUGGACUUCAAAGAGAAGCCCAGCUCCCUGACCAAAGCCACCGAAGGGCAUGGGAAAAACUGUGUCCCGGUCAUCCAAAGGACUUUUGCCCAUUCGAGUGGCGAGCAGAGUGGAAGUGAUACAGACACUGACAGUGGUUAUGGAGGGGAGUUGGAGAAAAGUGACUCUAAAGCCGACCAGCAGUAUUUUAAAAAUGAUAACGAACAUAAAUAUCCCCUGGCAGAAAGAGUAAGCGCCAUUAAGCAAGAGUCUGAAGACCCUCCUGCAAAAAAGAGCAGACUGGAAAUGCCUGAUCGGGAGAGCCAUUUUAGCAGCGAGCUGAUUGGGUCUUCCUUUCUAGGGCCUCACCCUCACCAGCCUCCUUUCUGCCUGCCUUUUUAUUUGAUCCCACCUUCAGCAACAGCCUAUCUGCCCAUGUUGGAGAAAUGCUGGUAUCCCACCUCUGUCCCAGUAUUGUACCCUGGGCUCCCUGCUUCAGCCGCAGCUCUCACUGGCUUCAUGAACCCAGAGAAGAUCCCUCCUCCUUUGCUGAUGCCCCAAAGACUCCCUUCUCCAUUGCCCUCCCAUUCGUCCAUCGACUCUUCAGCUCUGCUCCAGGCUCUGAAGCAGAUUCCACCUUUAAACUUGGAAACCAAAGACUAAAUACCCAGAGUGGCCCUGCCCUCUUUUAUUUCUGCCCCUUAAAAGAAAAAAAAAAAAGUCUAGUGAGACUGAGUUUGUAUAUCCAGAUAAAUGAUGGAUGUGUGGAGGUUAGACCUCUGUGUGUGUGUGUGUGUG
Molecule: messenger RNA, 1672 nt
Organism: Gracilinanus agilis (Agile Gracile Mouse Opossum)
Lineage: Eukaryota; Metazoa; Chordata; Mammalia; Didelphimorphia; Didelphidae
Gene: BHLHE40
Product: basic helix-loop-helix family member e40
Exons: 5
Coding region: 302-1537 (411 amino acids)
Biological process (GO): regulation of transcription by RNA polymerase II; regulation of neurogenesis; anterior/posterior pattern specification
Cellular component (GO): nucleus
Molecular function (GO): RNA polymerase II cis-regulatory region sequence-specific DNA binding; protein dimerization activity; DNA-binding transcription factor activity, RNA polymerase II-specific
Source: RefSeq, a predicted model, not a curated record